AUGACACGACGUCGCAGGAAUACCUCAAAGCAACAAGCCAGAACGGAGCUUACAGAAGAAGCUCAGAAGACCGAUGGCUCUCCGAGUUCAUGUGCACCUAUGACACAAUACCAACAUUUCAUUCCGCGGUUUAUAUUGCGAAGAUUCCAAGUGGGACCUGUGAGGUCCAAAAGAGAACGAGAAAGAGAAUUUCAGCUCACCGGCGUUGAUCCUGAAUACGUCCACUACUAUGAUAUUGCUACGGGUAACCUUGACAUUCGUCCUAUCGGAAAGGUUUAUGGCGUACCUAAUUUCUACCAGGACAUCCGCAACACCCAAAAUAUUAACGAACUAGAGGAGAAAUUAGCGGACCUCGAACGUCAUGCAGCCUCCAUCAUCAUGGACUUGCAUAACGCGCUUCCUCAGGGUACUUUCACCCUAAAGCGGAGGUCGCUUGAGCUCCUGCGGAAGUUCCUGUUUGUCAUGCAUUAUCGCAAGGUAUCGUGCUCCAACGCCUACUUUCAAGCCGAUCACCCGGAGAAUGCAAGGAGCCGUCAGUGGAUUGAGUCCUUCAUGAAAGCGAAGGGUAUUCAAUCCGCCGUCGAGUUUUGGCUAUACGUCCUCAGAUACUACCUGGACACGUCUCAUUCAGACAUCAUGCGAGAUGCUGCAGAACUCGUAGAGAAGUACGGUGAAGAAGGUCUUCAAAAAAUGAUGACUGAAUCACAUAUCCCACCUGAUCUCGAACAUUUCCCAGCUUACACCUACCACACUCACGCGGAUAGCUACUUCUUCAGUAUCUGGGAAGCCGCAGAAGGGGAAGAAUUUAUCAUCACGCACAAUGCAUUUGGCUUGUGGGAAGGUCUGGGAGGUGGCUGCCCCGGCCUGCACCGCAUAUUCGUAGUCAGCCCUCGCAUUGCUCUCGUCCUGCGCAAUGUGAUACUGCGUCCGGAAACGAAAAAAUACAUAAAGCCGGGUGCGCUCGUGAGCUCCUUGCUCAACGUGAAUCCAGCACCACCAACUCCAAUUUACGCCAGUGGAGAACGCGGUACAUACAUCGCACACGUCAAUUUCCAAUCUGCGAUGUCACUUGCACGUUAUAGAUCCUCACAGGAAGGGGGUAAUGACAGUUUUGUGUUCAAGAUCACAAAACUGUCGCGACCCCAAACAUUGGAGUUUAAUUCCAUUUUAUUAGUCAACGUGACGAAGACGGGCUCUUUGACCUUCUUGUCAAGGGGGAGUAUGCUCCGCACCGCGCGUGCGUUC
Molecule: messenger RNA, 1245 nt
Organism: Suillus subaureus
Lineage: Eukaryota; Fungi; Basidiomycota; Agaricomycetes; Boletales; Suillaceae
Exons: 2
Source: RefSeq, a predicted model, not a curated record